Molecule: messenger RNA, 1490 nt
Organism: Penaeus indicus
Lineage: Eukaryota; Metazoa; Arthropoda; Malacostraca; Decapoda; Penaeidae
Product: pentatricopeptide repeat-containing protein 2, mitochondrial-like
Exons: 7
Coding region: 83-1105 (340 amino acids)
Biological process (GO): mitochondrion organization; regulation of mRNA processing; multicellular organism development
Cellular component (GO): mitochondrion
Molecular function (GO): RNA binding
Source: RefSeq, a predicted model, not a curated record
UCGGCAACUCUUCACCCCCUCCGUCUUGGGCCUUGAUGGCUACCUGUCGGCCAGAGAGAAAAUUCAAAUCCAGUUUACAAACAUGACAGGAAAGUUUCAAGAUCGAAUGAGAGAAGUCUUGGAGUCGGAGAAGAACAACACCAUCUUUACAGAGGAUCUGAAGAAUGCGGCACACUUAGCAGAGGCCAACACCGAUGACAUUGAACUGGUCCUCGAGAUGGCUAAAAAAUUUAACAAGCAAAAUAGUGGUCUUCGCUUUGGAACCUUCGUGUUUGGGCCAGUGGUGAUGAGGAUGCUGCAUCACCUAGACUGUCCAGAUGUAGCUAUUCAAGCUCUGAAAUCAGAAGAACUGGAUGGCUUUUUUGAUCAGUUAGCAUCUUACCAAAUAGUAUUGGAUUUAUUGUACGAGAAAGAGAGGUACGAAGAUGUCAUUGAUGUUUUUAGAGACCUGCAGAAUAAGCGACUACAAGGAACCAAAUUCCCCAAAAAUUGCUUCAUGAUCGUCAUUGCAACAUGUUAUAAGAUGAACAGUCAAGAGAGCUUAAGAACGGUGUUGGAUUUUAUGAAGGAGGCCGAGGAGUCUGGCAUUUCUGUUAACCGCAGAUGUCUCAUCUUCAUAGCAGCUCUUGCCCUAAGGCAAAAUCAUCCGCACAUUAGCCUUGAAUACUUGGCCAAAGCACGGAAUGUCUCCCAUGUUGCUAUCCGUAAUCUGCGAAUUCUGGCCCUGGUGGAGACCUCUCGCGUAGAAGAAACCCUUCCUAUCCUCCGGGGUGUCGUGCAGAUUGAUAUCCCAGACAACAGCAAGCCCGGAAAGAAAUCAUACAUACUCAGGGAAACGAUUGAAGCUGUAGAGGCAGCAGUGCAGAAAACCAGUGAUAAAGAACUUAUUGCAGAAUUUAAACACCUACUCAGGAGUUUAGAGGAAAAUCAUCAUAUAACAGAAAAUAGCUUAGACAGAUACAUAACUGAACCCAUUGAUGUCUUUAAAUCAAAUGAGAAACAGGAUAAGGCAAUGCUUGCAGCAUCCUUUUACAGAAAUAGCAAGACCAAGAGACACCCGCAGAAGUACGCUCAGAAUAGAAAAGGACUGAUGGAGAGAGAAUGAAAAUUUCAGAAUGCAGCUUGAACAGUGACAGAUAUUUAGUUUGUAAAAAGGAGUGCAUCAGGUAAACACUUAUUUGCAUACUUUAUACAAUGUACAACACUGCCUGUAUGUAUGUCUCUGGAUAAACGUCAUGGUGAUAAAUUGGUGAAUGUUCGAAUGAGAAAGAGAGUUAAGGCACAGUUUGCCAAUUUGAUGUAUUGUCAGUAAAACAAAAUAUUAAAUUGGUUCAAUGUGGUAUGACUUGUUCAUUCUUAUUCCACUCUUUGUAUCUUACCCUGUUUUUUUCACCGUGCAAUAAUAAUGUAAAUAAUGUAGUAUAUUGUAAUAUCCUUAUUGUUGAAAAUGUUAAUACAAUCCCAAAAUUUCAAUAAAGAAUGAAAGGUCA